Molecule: messenger RNA, 3179 nt
Organism: Vicia villosa (hairy vetch)
Lineage: Eukaryota; Viridiplantae; Streptophyta; Magnoliopsida; Fabales; Fabaceae
Product: receptor-like protein 7
Exons: 1
Coding region: 34-3015 (993 amino acids)
Molecular function (GO): protein binding
Source: RefSeq, a predicted model, not a curated record
UCGGUUAUUAACACUUUUCACAAGUUUGCAUUGAUGAAGCAAAAUCAAUCAUCCAUGAGGUGGUUGUUUCUCUAUUUGCAUAUUUUUCUCUUCUUUUGUUCAUCUUUCUCUUCUUCUUUCAAUUUCUUAUGCCAUCAUGAUGAAAGGUUUGCUUUGCUUCAGUUUAAAUCCUCCUUUUUUAUGUACUCUGAAUGUGAUGGUUAUGGACCUCAAAAAAUAACAACAUGGAAAAAUGAGACAGAUUGUUGUUCAUGGCAUGGUGUUACAUGUGACUCCAUCUCUGGUCGUGUGAUUGGCCUCAACCUUGGUAAUGAAUGCCUUCAAGGUAUAAUUCAUCCUAACAAUACACUUUUCCAUCUUGCUCAUCUCCAAACACUCAACCUUUCUUCCGUUGAUUUCACUAUGUCCUAUCUUCAUUCUAUGUUUGGUGGAUUUUCGAAUCUUACACAUCUUGACUUGUCUUGGUGUAAUUUUCAAGGUGAAGUUCCUUCUCAAAUUUCACACCUUUCCAAACUAACAUCACUUCAUCUCUCAGGGAAUAGUGAGCUACGUUGGAAAGAAACCACUUUAAAGAGGAUUGUGCAAAAUGCAACAAAUUUAAAGGAGUUAUUUUUACAUUACGCAGAUUUGUCUUCAAUAAGACCAAACUCCAUGGAUUUGCUCUUUAAUCAUUCUUCAUCCUUGGUUACUCUCAGUCUUCCAAACACGAGACUAAGCGGAAACUUCAAAAAUAACAAUUUAUGCUUACCAGGUAUUCAAAAACUAGAUUUGUCAUACAAUUUCAAUCUUAAAGGUCAACUUCCAAAACUAACUUGUAGUGCUUUUCUCAGUAUUUUGGAUCUCUCAAAUUGUCAAUUCCAAGGGCCAAUUUCUCUCUCUUUUUCUAACUUUACAUAUCUCACAUCUUUAAGCCUCUCACAAAACCGCCUUAACGGUUCAAUCCCAUCCUCACUUUCAAAACUCCAACGCCUUAUUUUCUUGGAUCUUUCAUAUAAUUCAUUGAGCGGUCAAAUCCCAAAUAUGUUUGCUGGGAUGACCAAACUACAAAAACUAUAUUUAACUUCAAACAACAUAGAAGGACAAAUUCCAUCUUCAUUAUUGAACUUGACUCAACUUGUUCUAUUAGAUUGUUCUUAUAAUAAAUUAGAAGGCCUUAUACCCAAAAAAAGUGCAGGAUUGCAAAAGCUAACUUAUUUGAGUUUAAGUCACAACUUACUAAAUGGAUUAAUUCCUUCUUGGUGUCUUUCUUUGGAGUCUAUAAAGUAUUUAGAUCUGUCAUAUAAUCAAUUUAAAGGAAGCAUCAGUGUAAUCUCAUCAUAUUCUUUAGAGACGCUUUCUCUAUGCCACAAUGAGCUACAUGGCAAUAUUCCAAAAUCCAUUUUCAGCCUUGCAAAUCUAACUUUUUUAUGUCUAUCAUCAAACAACUUGAGCGGUGUUGUCAAUUUUCGACACUUUUCCAAAUUUCAAAAUUUGAAUUCUCUGUCUCUAUCACAUAAUAGUCAAUUAUCACUAAAUUUUGAAUCCAAUGUCAACUACAAUUUUUCUCAACUAACAGAGUUGGAUUUGUCUUCUUUGAGUUUAACUCAACUUCCCAAAUUAUCAAGAAAACCCUCAAAGUUGCAAUAUAUUGAUCUUUCUGAUAACAAGAUUAAUGGAAGUGUGCCCAAUUGGUUACUUGAAACAAUGGAUUCAUCGGGAUUCAUGAACCUCUCUCAAAAUUUGUUCACGUCAAUAGAUGAAUUCUCAAGUAAAAACUACCGGCUUAGCAACCUUGAUCUAAGUUUUAACUUACUUCAAGGUGAACUCCAUGCAUCCAUUUGUCAUAUGAGUUUACUUAGAAUACUCAACCUGGCGCACAAUAAAUUGACAGGUACCAUUCCACCAUGUCUUGUAAAUUUAUGGUCUCUUGAAGUUUUGGAUCUACAUAUGAACAAAUUUCAUGGCACUUUACCAAAUAACUUUCCAACGUACAAUGGACUUCUUACACUGAACCUCAAUGACAACCAAUUAGAAGGUCGCUUGCCUAUAUCUUUGGCCAACUGCAUUUUCUUGAAAGUUUUAAAUCUUGGCAACAACAAAAUAGAAGGCAACUUUCCCGACUGGCUUCAAACUCUAGAAAAUUUGAAUGUGUUAGUUUUGCGAGACAAUAAAUUUCAUGGUCCCAUUGCUAAUCUAAAAACCAAGCCUUUGUUUUCAAGUUUAAUCAUUUUUGAUAUCUCAAGAAAUAAUUUUAGUGGUCCAUUACCAAAAGCCUAUUUAAAGAAUAAUGGAGCCAUGAUAAUUGAUCCUCAAGGGGGGAAGAGUAGCAAUUUGCAAUACACGGGCAUGCAUCCAUUGAACUAUACUAACUACUAUGAUUCCGUGACAGUGGGGACAAAAGGGAUCAAUAUGACAUUGGUGAAAAUUCCGACACUCUUUGUAAGUAUUGACUUGUCCAGAAACCAAUUUGAAGGAGAGAUUCCAGAUGUUAUAGGAGAGCUUCAUUUACUCAAAGGGCUUAACAUUUCUCAUAACAGACUCACUGGUCAUAUUCCUCAAUCCUUAGGAAACUUGACAAAUUUGGAAUCCUUGGAUCUUUCCUCAAAUAUGCUCAACGGCAUGAUACCUGCAGAAUUAACCAAUUUGAUUAGUCUUGAAGUCUUGAAUCUUUCUAAUAACCAUCUUGUGGGAGAAAUACCUCAAGGAAAACAAUUCAACACAUUUUCAAAUAGUUCAUAUGAAAGAAACUUGGGAUUGUGUGGAUUUCCCUUGUCAAAGAAAUGUGGACCAGAACAACAUUUUCCACCUUCACCUGAUGAGAAGUUUGGAUUUGAAUUUGGAUGGAAACCAGUGGCAAUUGGAUAUGGAUGUGGAUUUAUGUUUGGAAUAGGCCUGGGAUGUUGUGUGUUGCUAAUGGGAAAACCUAGAUGGCUUGUGGUGAUGGUUGGUGGUCAGCCUAAGAGAAGAGUGAAAAGAAGGACCAGAGUGAGGAGAACCUAUAGUUCAACCAUGAAUCAGAUGGUGCAAAUGUCAUAGUUUCGUUGGUAUGGUUAUUUUCUCUUUUGUGUGUCAGUGUUUGCCCUCUGUUUAGACUAAUUUUGAUGUGAGUCUGUUAUUUUAUCUAGUUUGAUUUUGGGUUUUAAAUUUGUGUUUUGAGUGUACUAUGCUUCUUUUUCCUUGGAAAUUAUUAUUAUACAUUA